Miniopterus natalensis is the source of this 1343-nucleotide messenger RNA. It is a transcript of the gene METTL6, whose product is annotated as methyltransferase 6, tRNA N3-cytidine. The record is from RefSeq and is a predicted model, not a curated record. Lineage: Eukaryota; Metazoa; Chordata; Mammalia; Chiroptera; Miniopteridae.
CCUGAAGUCCUCCACGCCGGCGUGUCCAGGCUCAGGGGUUUUCUCGCUGCGGCUCCCCAGUUCUGCUUCCGAGGCCCGGGCCUGGCUGAGGGCUGAGUGCGCCCGGCCCUACCCCUCCGAGUGAAGCUGGGAACUGAUGACGGUAGGAAUGUUGCCUGAGUCUUGAACCCAGCCUAAAACCACAUUUGAGAAAACCCUGCCUAUGUCUGCAGAAUAAAUGUGGAUUCCUCAAAUUAUUCCUGGAUGGAGAGUCUUCAGCACUAUGAAAUAUAUUACCAUCAACUUAUGAGAUGGCAUCUUUGCAAAGGAAAGGGCUGCAAGCAAGGAUUCUCAGCUCUGAAGAAGAAGAGAAACUGAAAAGAGACCAAGCUUUAGUGUCUGAUUUUAAACAGCAAAAACUGGAAAGAGAGGCUCAGAAGAACUGGGAUCUUUUUUACAAAAGAAAUAGUACUAAUUUUUUCAAAGACAGACACUGGACCACCAGAGAGUUUGAGGAGCUCAAAUCAUGUAGGGAGUUUGAAGAUCAAAAAUUGACUGUGCUUGAAGCUGGCUGUGGGGUUGGGAACUGUUUAUUCCCACUUUUAGAAGAAGAUCUAAAUAUCUAUGCUUAUGCCUGUGAUUUUUCUCCAAGAGCAGUUAAGUAUGUCAAGCAAAAUCCUUUAUAUGACUCAGAAAGAUGCAAGGUAUUCCAGUGUGAUCUAACUAAAGAUGACCUUCUGGAACACGUGCCCCCAGAGUCUGUGGAUGUUGUCAUGUUGAUAUUUGUGCUCUCUGCUGUUCACCCUGAUAAGAUGCACCUUGUCUUACAAAACAUUUACAAGGUAUUAAAACCAGGCAAAAGUGUCCUGUUUCGCGACUAUGGGCUAUAUGAUCAUGCCAUGCUCAGGUUCAAAGCCGGCAGCAAACUUGGAGAAAACUUUUAUGUUAGACAAGACGGAACCAGAUCAUAUUUUUUUACUGAUGAAUUCCUGGCUCGGCUCUUCAGGGACACGGGUUAUGAAGAAGUGGUGAACGAGUAUGUGUUCCGUGAGACGGUGAACAAAAAAGAAGGUCUGUGUGUGCCAAGAGUUUUCCUUCAGAGCAAAUUCCAAAAGUCUCCAAAGAACCUAACUCCUGUGACCCUGGGCCCAAGUGACAAGUCCUGACCUUUCUUUCACAAGGUUGACUUUUAUGCUUCCCCUUGAGGAAUAUUUAGAGUCACUCUUUUUAUUUUGUGUAUUUUUAUAUUUUAACUUUUUUAAUGAGUACAUAUAAUUUUUGUAUUAAAAAGUGGCAAAUUCGUGUGUGCGUGCGUAUUAUAGAAAUGCAAAAGCAAAUAAAAUUGCAAGUCCUGAAAAGUAAAA